GGUGCUAUCUCCUUCAUCCACGGCAACACGGUGAACAAGUUUAACCCUGACGACUUCUUCAGUUACCAUUGGGUGGACGACCAUAUCAAUGUGGCCGCGGACGUGGGGUCCAAUUGCAUGGACAUGGAACAGUCUCUGCGUCACGCAAUGCUGACUAUCCUUGGCCCUUCCGCUAUCAAGGAGGACAAGUUCUCUGGUUGGUGCACGAAACAGAAGGCGCUUGGUUUGAUUUUCGAUUCCGCCGCUGGGGUGGUGUCGAUGCCCGCCGACAAAGUCGCAAAAGCUCAGCGUAUUGUGCGUGCUGCUCUUGGAUGCACCUCCAUGAGCCGGACGUCAUACCGUUCGCUGUUAGGGAGUCUCCGUCACGUGGCGACAUGCAUCCGCCCGGCCCGAGCCUUCCUGCAACGCCUGCGGCAGCACGAACGCUACAUGCACCGUUGGCAAUCGGUUCCGGUGAACAAUGAAAUGCGUGACGACCUACAUUGGUGGCUUCGUAUCCUGGCCACGACAUCACUCAACGGCGUCCCGCUAGAAUACUUCAACAUGCUUCCAGAAGCCAGUAUUAUCGUCGAGAUGGAUGCCUCCGACUCGAGCUUAUACGCCAUCAUCCGUGCUGAGAAGCGCGCGCUGACGUACCAGUGCAACGAGAUCGAGCGGAAGCUGAUAGAGGAGACCAAGAAUGUACCCGCCGUCGGGUUUGACAUUAACUACCGGGAGAUUCUAUCUUGUGCGUUCGCGGUUCACACAUGGGGUUCAUCGUGGGCAGCGCGCAGUCAGACCACAAACACCGGAAUCCCGCUACACGUACACUUCCGCAUCGAUAAUACGUCGGCAGUAAGUUGGCAAUCCAAGCUGGCCUCCGGCAACCGCCGUGCUCAGACGGUCAUUCGACUGCUUUCGCUAUGGGAAGUGGAGCACAAUCUACGGUUCUCGUCAUCACACAUCGCCGGGGUGGACAACACUGUCGCGGACGCGGGCUCACGCAUGUCUAACAAUUCUUUGAGUGCUAACAUAUUUGCGCCUCUGACUCCUGCCCACUCCGUCCCUGUAACUACCUAUGAUCAGUACCUCAAGUCGCUACGCAAGUGGUUUAGUUGGUGCGAGCGCAGCGGCAUCUCCCCAACCUUCGAGAACGAGACGCUAUCAGCCAGCGUCCAACACAUCACCGACUUUGUUCUGCGGGGUUUUCGCGAAGGCUACGGCGCGGGCCAUCCCGUGCGUAGCUCGACCAUCUCGGCAACGCUGUCCGGCAUUCGUCACUUCUUCGUGGCUGCUGGGUCCGAUUUCCCUUGUGGCCAUCCACACAUUCGCAUGCUUCUGAAGGGCAUCGGUCGCCUCGACACUCCCGUCCAGCACAAGGCUCCCAUCGCUUCGCUCAACAAGGGGAACUUCGCGUGGUUCGCACUGAAAGCCGAAGAUAUCGCUAUUCUCGACGAUAGCGGCACACCGUCGGUAUCCCCAAGGACAGCGGCGUCUGUACACAUCCGCCUCACCGGUUCUAAGACAAAACAGCGCGGCGAGCCAACACUA
Molecule: messenger RNA, 1530 nt
Organism: Phytophthora sojae
Lineage: Eukaryota; Oomycota; Peronosporomycetes; Peronosporales; Peronosporaceae
Exons: 3
Source: RefSeq, a predicted model, not a curated record